AUGAGCCAAAAGGCCGAGUUCUCGAAGAGCGACUCGUCUCCCCAGUUUCAGUCAGGCAAUGAAGAGGUACAAUACCGGCUGCUGCCGAUGAGAAGAGAAGUGACCAUUAGCCCGCCUUCUGUUGGCAACGCGGAGGCCGAGACAGACGGAACAAGUGAACUCUGGUCGGAACCCGGUCUUUCUAAACCUGGAUCAGAGGAUGACGUCGGCGAUAGUGAACGAAAAUUGGGCAGUGGACAGUUUCUACACAGCGAGACUGUACUCAUUCCUGGCGUCUGUGUGGACAGGCAGUGCCAGUGUGUGGACGGUGUCUGGCACUGCUUCGACUAUUGCACCCCUCUCGACCAGCUUCCCUGCGCUGCCGUCAAUGUGGUUGUGUGGGAUCCCUUCUGCUGCCCUCGAUGCAUGGGUAGGUUCUUUGACCGCAGAAUACAUUUAAACUUUCUCAUUGGCCUCCAUUCCAACCCUUGA
Messenger RNA from Protopolystoma xenopodis, 471 nucleotides. NCBI's taxonomy places the organism in Eukaryota, Metazoa, Platyhelminthes, Monogenea, Polystomatidea, Polystomatidae. The record is from the annotation of a GenBank genome assembly.